CACCACCGCAUCACACCUUAUUGAUCCACACAAGCUUAGGUUCGCCAACUUGAGGCUACUCCAUUGCUGCCACCAGUGUUAGACCUAACGCACUGGCCUGAGGGGGUCGCCACACACGCUCUCGCCGGGUGUCCUUCACUGUGACUGACCUUAGAGGACUUUUUUCUUUAUUUUUUUUUACCAUUUUUAUCGUGGCAAAAGUGUGUGGAUCUUUGACACCUUUUUUUUUUUUUGGAAGCUAUGCUCGUGUGUCUCGUGGCGCUUUCGGUGAUCGUCGAAUUAGUUGUUUAAAAAAGUGAUUUCUUGUUUCAUGUGAUAACUUGUGGCCUUUCUUUUUGUGAAAGUUAUAUGAUGUUAUAAGAUUGUGAUAUAUGUAUGAACCCAGAAAGGUUAUGAAGAGACUGUCAUAUCUUUCGGGAAGUAAAUAAAGAAAAGAAGUGAUUUUUGCUCAGGCUUUUGAUACACUGCUUUGGCUGAGUGGUGACUUGCCGCCCCCCCCCCCCCCACACACACACCCUCCUCUGACAUCGUCUCCUGUCCUUGGGGAGAUCGAUUUUCCAGAUGACAUCCUCAAGGAGCCGAGUGUGACGUGCCCUCGAGGAUCGAACCUUUGAAAGACCUUUUGGUGGCGCCAUUUUUCUUCUUCUCUGAUAAAAAGGGGAGUGCAUCCUUCUGUGGGAAAAAAGGGACGGUCGCAUCUUCUCCUACUAAACUUGAUGUGAAAUGAACCAGAUCCCAGCAGCCUCGAGGGAAGUCUAAGGAGGAGUAACUCCCGCAGGCCCCCGAGUCGUAACUCGUAGCGGAUGGCACAGCGACCCGGCCCGAUGUAAAGUCUUCGGGGGACACCAUUUCUGUCCGAGAAUCGCGUGCGGCGAGACCGUCUGACGGACGUUAAUCGCCGCCCACUUCGCAUCGCUUCUCGGGAAUUGCCGCGAAAGGAAUUCCUUGUCCCGCGGCGGCGUUCGCAAGCGUGACGCCCGCGGAGUGAAGGCGCACGUUGCGGCAAAUUGCACGAACUUGCACAAGGUUGCCGUCGUGCGCGGCCCGGAAGAUGAGCGUGCCGAUAGCGCCGAUGGAAAUGUUAUCGGGCUGUCAGUGAUUAAAACCAACGCUCCAGUAUCUCAUGGUGGCGGGCGCCCGUGACGUCACGACACUCCGGAGCGGGCGAAGAGGGGAAAAAGGGGGCGUGUCCGGCGAUGGGCGGCCGGCCAUGAGGAGGAGAGCUUUUCAACAACCUUGCUGGACAAUGAGGGCAUAAUGGGUCGGAAGCAAGGCCUUAGCUACUCCAUUAACCAACCUGACCUCAUUGAGCACGUGAUCCAACGGAACAACCUUCAGCAACAGCCUAACAACCAGAUCGUCACCGACAACCAGGACAACCAAGAUGAAAGGGAGAGUGAUGACAAGUGUAUGCUAACUCCCGAAGGUGGCGAGGUAGGUAUCGACUCUGGCAUCGUUACAGACGGAGGCUCAACCUCAUCCUCGAACUCCUCGCAUCAAGGGCAUCACUCACCCACUCACAUCCCCCACAUGACAGCAGGACAUACACAGGAUCUGUAUGCCCUGCCAGUGAAGCGGCCAGCAGCCCAGACGGGGUCACAGCACUCGACACCGACGCACCAGCCCGCACAGAGCGAAAAUCACACGGAGAAGACAGACCCGCCCAUAGAGGAUACCCUUCCACCUGGAUGGGAGAAACACGAAGAUAACGACGGGCCAUAUUACUGGCACAUAAAGAGCGGCACCAUCACCCGCACUCCGCCAGAACCCACAGACGCCGUCACCUCAGCACCUCUGAGGGCUGAGCGACGCCACAAAGAGUCGUCUGACCAGACAAGCAGUAGCGUGGCAGGGACGGUGACAAGGAGCAACACUUCCUCUGCUUUGUCUGAGCUCUCCGACUCACGCCCGCGCACCGCUGCCGUCGACAAUGCUUACAAGCGGCGCAGCUACCCCGCCCGCAGCGACAUAACCGAGGGGAGCGGGGGCCGCCCCAUCCGCUUCGCCGUCCGCUCGCUGGGCUGGGUGGAGAUCGCCGAGGAGGACCUGACGCCCGAGCGCUCUUCCAAGGCCGUCAACCGCUGCAUCGUCGACCUCUCCGUCGGCAGACGUGAUGUGCUCGACGUCGUUGGAUGCUGGGGAGAUGGGAAGGACCUCUUUAUGGACCUUGACGAAGGCUCGCUCAAGCUGGUAGACCCCGAGAACCUGACAGUGCUGAACACACAGCCCAUCCACACAAUCCGCGUCUGGGGCGUGGGGCGUGACAAUGGCAGGGAGAGGGACUUUGCAUAUGUAGCUCGGGAUCGUGUGUCAAGGAAGCACAUGUGUCAUGUUUUCCGGUGUGACACUCCUGCCAGGACGAUUGCAAACACACUAAGAGACAUCUGCAAGAAGAUUAUGAUUGAACGUUCACUUCAGCAGAAUAUGAACAAACCCCUUGAUACAAGUGCCAGUAGUGGAGGUGGUACUGGUAGAUUGACACGACCCACGAACUUGCCCACUGAACAUCGCCGAGUUCAUCGUCAUCCUCAAAUUAUUCCUGCUCAGUCAUUCCCCACACCAAUGGAGGAACCAAAGAAGGUCAUGCGUGUCGAGUACGUUGGUAUGCUUCAAGUUGAAAAACCCUCAGGCAUGGACAUCAUCAACACUGCAAUUGACAGAGUAGCUGAAGAAAACCCAAGACCUUGGAAACAAGUGUCAGUGGCUGUUGCUCCUUCCACUGUUACUGUCACAAAUACAGAUGAUGGCAAGCAAAUAGCCGAGUGCAGAGUUCGAUACCUGUCAUUCUUGGGUAUUGGUCGCGACGUGAGGCAUUGUGCCUUCAUCAUGCACACGGCCCAGGACCAAUUUAUUGCCUAUGUGUUUUAUUGUGAGCCAUCCACUGGGGCUCUCUGCAAGACCAUUGAGGCUGCAUGCAAGCUGAGAUACCAGAAGUGUUUGGAUGCCCACCCAGGCGUGAGUCGUGGCAGGGGAGCAGGAACCCCCCGCAGCAUUUCCUCCACCCUGCGCUCCAUGUUUGGUUCCAUCACUGGACGGAAGGCUCGGUCAGCAGAGUCUUGAGAUGAGGACUCACCUCUGCAGAUGCGCCAGUUCUCAUUGCAAUUUUAAUGACUUCUGGGCCCAGCCUGCAGAGCGUGAGGUCAUCCCGCACCGCCACCUGACCAGCCCUGGUGGAGGCUCCACUUCCCCGACUGUGUCAGGGUGUCCCUUUUCCUCACGACAGGUGCAGGCAUUGGUCUCUCCCACGUGUGAAUCUCCCCACUCCUUUACCACUCUCCAUCGCUCUCCAACCACUCAAGCCCUCAUGAAGGUUCCUCCCACACCAGCCACGCCCAUGUCCCCCAUGGAUGCCCUCCGUCGCCUCCAACUCCCUCCAGAUCUCUCUCCUCAGGAAGAGGAUUUAGAGGGUGGAGUUGACCUGGAGGAGGGAGUAGGGGAUGAGGAAGAUGAUGGCGUAGAGGAACUAGGAAGUACCUAAACUGAUCAAUGAAAUAUGCAGUUUUCUGCUUCAGAAGUGAAGUGCCAUUCAGCCAACAUGGUUAACUGCUACAGUCCUAAUAGUUUAACAAAAACAGCUGUACUGAUAUGCUUGAUGAGUUGGUAUCAGAAGCAACAGCAUGAAUUCAUUUCAAUAAAUCAUUUACAAAGUAAAAUGAUCUAGAGAGCAACCUAAAUCAUAUAUCCUAAUAUGCCCUCCAUACAGCCAUGCACAAUAUGGCAUCUUUUAUUUUUUGACUUCAGUAGAAAUGGUAGACUCCCUUAAGCUGAUAAUUGCAUCAUAUUUCCUGACUUCCUAAGUUCCUCUCUAGUCACCCGCCACUUUCCUACAGAUUGACAUAUAAUUUUGUCACAAGUGAUAUAUUGUAGACAAGACUGGAAAGCUAUAUCAUAGACAUAGAAAAUGGAGAUGGUUUGGAUUUUACUAUAAGGGGAUUCCUAUUAAUCCAAGUAAUGUGGGCGUGUGGCUUGGUGUUUGGAUCUGGUUUGGUGUACGCACGCUCAGCAGGGCCCAGAUUGGCUGGUUGUGUGUAGACUACCUUGCAUCACAAAUCUUCUGCACGUACUCAGUAUGGUUGAGUUUAUAAACGUAAGAAUAUCUUAAGAACUCAUUCUGGCCACUCUUUAGCAAGCUCUAAGUGUGCAUAACACGAGGAAUUCUUGGAAUUCUUACUUUAUGAAGACAGCCUCCGCUUCUCGGUACUCCCGUGGAAGAGAUCAUCAGCAGGGGAUCAAGUUGUGCCUCUGCUUGCGUAGAAAUUUUGCUAACCACUAACACAUUGAUGUACAUUUGUGAAUGUUUUAUGUGGCCUAGUGCAACUGUAUCUCUUUCUCUGCUUUAUCAUUAUUGUCACAGGAACAUGCUAUUUGUUGGAUGUUGACUGAUCUGUGUUUGGCCCAUGUUGCUGAGCUUAAUUAUUUUUACCUUUUUACAGUGAUUGAUUAUAGUGGUUUGUAUUUAUAUAUAUAUAUAUAUAUAUAUAUAUAUAUAUAUAUAUAUAUAUAUAUAUAUAUAUAUAUAUAUAUAUAUAUAUAUAUAUAUAUAUAUAUUAUUAUUAGAUGACUCAACAGAAGUUCAUGAACAUUAUGUAAUAUGGUGAAAAGAGUUAUGCUUAGAAUUUAAACUAAUCAAACACUGUCAAGUUAAGAUCACAGUAUAGCAAUCAGAACAAAUAGCUAAGUAUGUUUGGUGAAACAUAACUUUAACCUCACUGUCAGCUGUGUUGUAUAUAUAAGCAUACACACACACAUAUAUAUGUGUAUAUGUAUAUGUAUAUAUAUAAUGUAUGUAUGUAUGCAUGUAUGUAUGUAUGUAUAUAUGUACAGACACACUUUUUUAUUUUAUUUUAUUUUAUCUUGUGUGUGACAAGAUUCUUGGUCAUUCAAUCUCUCAGCUUUGUUCAAAACAAUUACUGUACCUCUUCAGCUGAACUCAUAUAGGCUACUUCUAAUCUUGUUGACUGUGAGUGAAUGUUUUCUUGUUACCGCAUAUAGCCAAGUAACUAGUCGUUAACAUAAUGUACUUAUGAGUGCUUGACUGGAGAAACUUUACAUACUUAGGGAUAUAAAUCAGUGAGCACAAGGAGCUUAGUCAGCUUGCAAGAUCUCCAGGUCUGCAUGGAUAUAAAAGGGCAGCCAUAAGUAAUUGUAGGUCAGAUUAGACAUCAUUGAUUGGGAAUAGUAUUAUUCCCACUCUUGUUUCUUUUGCUUGUAGCUCCCAUCUGUAGCAUAUAAUACCAUAUUUCCUUGUGCCCAUUGUGAAUAACACAUACAUAAAGCCUUAGGUGUAAAAUAGAACCUAUGUAUUUGUAGUGUUCACUUUGGUCAGUCACCUGAGCCUCCUAAACUGACCCACAGAGGGCACAUAUUCCACCAAAGUCAGUUGAUCAUUGUUAUUUUUAUUUUAUUUAUAUAUUUUUCAUAGGAAGCAUCUCAUCAGAUCGUGAAAGCUACUUGAAUUUCUGCCAUCUUUCUUUUCUUAGUAUUUUUUAUUUAAAUAAUAUAAAUAACUAAUAUAUAUAUAUAUAGUAUGACAAUUUGCAAUGCUAGAAUUUUAAGGCAUGAAAACAUGGUGUGUUGAGAUAGCUUCUUGACAAUUUAAUGUGAAAAAAAAAAAAAAACUUAGGUUGGGUCACUGUAGGAGAAGUCCACACAGCACAGUAACAUACAUGUAGCCACAUCAGCAACUAUGGAUCUUAACAAAUAUGCCAGUAACUAUUUAUAGUUAAGUAAAGAAUGUCUUUUAAUUUAGUACUACUGUGUACUUGCUUCUUUAAUAAUUAAAUCAUUUUGAAUUAGCAUCACAUUGUUAGUGGCAUUUGUGUAAAUUGUGAAAUAACCAUUCGUUUUUAUUUCUUAUUUCCUUACAUUUUGCAAAAUUAUUACCAGUAUGUCAUGGAGAACUGUAUAUAGGAAUUACAGGAUGUUGAAUACGAUAAAUAUUUACGGCAUGUUUCAAGUUCUGAAGAUAGUGUAGAUCAAAUCCGUGAAUGUCAAAUGCAUUCCAGGGACAAAGUUCCGGAGAAAGAAUAGAACUUUCCUUAUUGAGACCUAUCGUUGCUGGUUAUGUUACGAUCAUUGCCAUAGUUACCAGCAUGUGGUAAAUUACCCAUGAUUUGAGUAAAAGUUUAUGAUUGCUGGUGUAUACUGGAACAGUUGAAACUUGUCAGAAAAAAAAAAAAAAAAUCUGAAUAUUGCAGAACCAGUUAGUGCUUUUUUAUUUUAACUGACAGAACUGUAUAAAGUAAGGUUAAAUAUACAGGUAUACUGGUAGAUUUUAUGAUUUUAUCUCUUGAAAAAGUAGAAUGGUUCUUGCAUUGGUUUAGAUAAUGCCAUACAUACAUUCCAUUGAGGUAGUAUAUUGAUUUGAGGGAGGAAUAUUGUUAAAGCCAAGGCCAUUUGUAGUGGCCAUUCUAGAUUGAAUAACAGUAGAUUGUAAGGCUCAUAAUUGUUUAUUAAUGUUCAUGUCCAGUCAUUGUGAGAGACCAAGGAACUGUCAUUCCCAGUUUCAUGGUUAUACCUUAAGUAAUUAAGAUGACUGAAGCAACCAUUUGCAUUAUUUCUGAAAAUUUUUAGUUCAAAUGCCUCUUGAGAUGUAAUACUUUAUGGGUGAAUUUUUGUGUAUUUUUGUAUUUCAGUUACACAUGUAUGUACAACUCCUCUGGCAAGUCAUGUAUUUAAGUGCCUGUCUAUUUGCAUUGCAGGCGCUUACACAAACUUUAUCAAUGUUGAUACCCAGGUGUGAGCAAAAUACAUUAUUACAUAGAAUAAA
Penaeus monodon (black tiger shrimp) is the source of this 6769-nucleotide messenger RNA. RefSeq names its product protein Fe65 homolog. Gene Ontology annotation, cellular component: nucleus; cytoplasm. Bases 1258 to 3060 code for a protein of 600 amino acids. The record is from RefSeq and is a predicted model, not a curated record. Lineage: Eukaryota; Metazoa; Arthropoda; Malacostraca; Decapoda; Penaeidae. Gene Ontology annotation, molecular function: transcription factor binding; amyloid-beta binding. Gene Ontology annotation, biological process: regulation of DNA-templated transcription. The transcript has 16 exons.